Molecule: messenger RNA, 1401 nt
Organism: Penicillium atrosanguineum
Lineage: Eukaryota; Fungi; Ascomycota; Eurotiomycetes; Eurotiales; Aspergillaceae
Product: initiator tRNA phosphoribosyl transferase family protein
Exons: 5
Coding region: 1-1401 (466 amino acids)
Biological process (GO): charged-tRNA amino acid modification
Cellular component (GO): cytoplasm
Molecular function (GO): tRNA adenosine(64)-2'-O-ribosylphosphate transferase activity
Source: RefSeq, a predicted model, not a curated record
AUGGGAUCGGCAUCGUUUCCGACCCUGGAUGCGCUUCAUUUCCCGUCUGCCCAACAGUCCAUCUCGCAGACACUGUCCUCCUUGCGUCGCUCGGCUCUGUCGGUUUCCAACCGGCUCCAGUCCAUUGAGGCGGACGCGGAAUUUGUGCGAGAAGCUGCAGACCACUAUGGUUUGCCGCUAGUUGCCAAUGAACGUUGUGGCAGCUGGUAUAUCUCGCCUGAUGCCAAGACAGGCAGCGCCUAUUUCAAGAGCACAGAUGGCCACACCGGCCAAUGGGACUUUAGCUUUCGUAGGCUGAACCUGCAGCUUCUCCCGCUGGCUAGGGAGCAUGGGGGGUUAGUUGAUUCCGUUUCUCACCGAUGUGUAAUUGUCGACUCAACCCGCCGAGGUAAACGUACGCUUACACCAAAGUCUACAGUGAUGCCAGAUGCCCUGUCGAAGACAAUCCCGAUCUGGUGCGCCGUGAUCAAUCGAGCUCUCUUCCCGACGCAGACAGAUUUCCACCCCGUGCAACUGCCACCCAACUUCCUCGGCGAAUCCGAGGAAUCACAGAUCGAAACCCGCAUCGAUGGCUUCGUUUCAUCGCUGAAGGGCCUCAAGCUCGACCUAGACCAGCUGCGGCAGCAGCUGGGGAAGCCCAUCCGUGUUGCAUGGGCCAAUCGCACGUAUUUCUAUCCGACAGAUCUGUCCAAGAACGAUGCCUAUAUCCUUUUUGUCUUGUGCUCCGCCUCAAAACGUGUCCAUGGUGCCGAGAUGUCCGAAGGUGGAUACAUCCAGGGUGCUGGUGACGACAGCGAGGGCUGGGCGCACGGGCUGACACCCCCGAUCUUUUGGGCGAAUCAGGCUGUUCUGAAGCAAACCCCCGAAGAAGACCUUCCGAAUCUUAUUGCUGAGUUAGUCAAGCAAUACCAACAACGGAGUGAUGGACAGGGUGCAACUCGGGUUUCUCCAACUCAGAACCUUUUCCUCGGUCAAACGAACGCAGCUGUGAAUGACAGCGGUCAGUAUGAUCUAGUCAUUGAUUGUAAUGGAAGUUCUGCUGCCGCGGAAGGCAACAAAAAGCGUCUGAAUUUAGGGUGCGGGUCGUUGAAGCUGGGCAGUCGGGAUCUACGCAAGGCCCUUGAUAAAGUCAAAGAGUUCGUCAGCGCGCAACUGGAAGCCGACACAUCGCGCUCACUACUGGUGACCUGCGAAACAGGAAAAGAUCUGUCUGCGGGAGCUUUACUGGCAAUUAUUUGCUUGUUCUACAAGGACGAUGGAACGUUUGAUAUCUCGCAGAGCAAGAACCUGAUCGGCAAGCAGUUUAUCCGACAGCGUCUCGCGUGGAUCGUUUCGUCGAAACAUGACGUGAAUCCGUCUCGCUCGACACUUCAAUCAGUGAACGCCUUUUUGAUGUCGUGA